AUGUCUGGUUUCAAUAUCGCAACACCCUCCAUGACCACACCUGCUAUGCAGACGCCUAGCAUCCCUACUCCUCUGCACAACUCGUCUACACCAUUUGCUUUGCCAUCUACACCUGCUCCUCUGGAUGCUCCCACUCCUAGCAGAGACGCUAAUCCCUAUUCUGUAGCUGGUAUCACCCCUACCUUGCAAAACAUUGUUGCCACUGUGAAUUUGGAUUGUCGUUUGGAUCUCAAAACAAUUGCUCUUCAUGCUCGCAAUGCAGAGUACAAUCCAAAGCGUUUCGCAGCUGUCAUCAUGCGUAUCCGUGAUCCAAAGACAACUGCAUUGAUCUUUGCUUCUGGUAAAAUGGUGGUCACUGGCGCUAAAUCAGAGGAUGAUUCAAAGCUGGCUGCUCGCAAGUACGCUCGAAUCAUUCAAAAGUUGGGAUUCCAAGCCAAGUUCACUGACUUUAAGAUUCAAAACAUUGUUGGCUCUUGCGAUGUCAAAUUUCCAAUUCGUCUUGAGGGUUUGGCUUACUCUCACGGUCAUUUCAGCUCUUAUGAGCCUGAAUUGUUCCCUGGCCUUAUCUAUCGUAUGGUGAAGCCCAAAAUUGUAUUAUUGAUCUUUGUAUCUGGCAAAAUCGUGUUAACUGGUGCCAAAGUUCGCGAAGAAAUCUAUCAAGCCUUCCAAGCUAUAUAUCCCGUCCUUACUGAAUUCAGAAAACCCUAA
Messenger RNA from Mucor velutinosus, 708 nucleotides. RefSeq names its product E2 ubiquitin-conjugating protein mms2 (gene MMS2). The record is from RefSeq and is a predicted model, not a curated record. Gene Ontology annotation, molecular function: RNA polymerase II general transcription initiation factor activity; DNA binding. Gene Ontology annotation, biological process: DNA-templated transcription initiation. The coding region runs from base 1 to 708 and encodes 235 amino acids. The transcript is spliced from 4 exons. Lineage: Eukaryota; Fungi; Mucoromycota; Mucoromycetes; Mucorales; Mucoraceae.